AAGAUAAUUUAGAAAUAGAAAGUGAUUCAGAAUUAGUAGUUGCUAGAUUAGAAUCAAAAAAUAAAAGACAUGUUAGCAAUAAAAUUGAAUCAAGUAGUAAAGAUAAUUCAACUAAUGAUACUUUUACUAAUAUUAAUAGUGAAUUAAUAGAUAGUAAUAAGAGUGAUAAUUACAAUAAUAAUAAAUUAGUAAAUAGCAAUGAGAGUGAUGAUAAUGAUAAUGAUGAAUUAGUAAAUAGUAAUGAGAGUAACAAUGAUAAUGAUGAAUUAGUAAAUAGUAAUGAGAGUGAUGAUGAUUUUAAUGUAUUUGUAAAUAGUAAUGAAAGUGAUGAUGACUUUAAUGAAUCUGUGAAUAAUAAUGAAAGCGAUAAAUUAGUGGAUA
Molecule: messenger RNA, 381 nt
Organism: Racocetra persica
Lineage: Eukaryota; Fungi; Glomeromycota; Glomeromycetes; Diversisporales; Gigasporaceae
Source: the annotation of a GenBank genome assembly